Brachypodium distachyon (stiff brome) is the source of this 3735-nucleotide messenger RNA. RefSeq lists its product as uncharacterized. Lineage: Eukaryota; Viridiplantae; Streptophyta; Magnoliopsida; Poales; Poaceae. The transcript has 8 exons. Bases 466 to 1899 code for a protein of 477 amino acids. The record is from RefSeq and is a predicted model, not a curated record.
AGGAGUUCAUCUGCCCGGAUUGCGCCACGCCACAGUCGCUCCCGCCGGAGCUCUUGCCGACGCGGCCUGCCACGGCGGAAGGCGCUGCCACUACCCCGCGCCGCCGCCGACGUCCGGGGCGCGCGGCUGCCGUGUGGCUCCUGCGGUGCGCUUCUGAGCGUGCCGGUCGGGCUGGCGCGCUGCGCCUGCCCAAUCUGCGGCGCCGAGCUCGCCGUCGACAUCGCGCGGCUCCGACAUUACCUCCUGUCGUCUGCGGAGGGCGCCAUACCCGUUGUGCCAGUCGGCGCCUCCGUGCCACCGAUCCUCCAAGCCCGGGAGGUGCGGCAAGAACAUCCUAAUUUUGGAAUUCGUGCAGCAUUUUUGCGAACGGAGCCUGAUAAUCAGCUAAACUGUAAGGAACAGGUACAGACAAAGCGUCCAAAUCAGCUUAUUCCAGAGCAGGCCGAUGUCUGUAAUCCUGAUUAUAUGGUUGAUGGAGAGGAUGUACAUGAUGUCAAUGGCACAAUUACUAGGCCUAGCAAACAGAAAGACAAACAUUCACUUGGCCCUGGACUUGUUAGUGCAGAAAAGAGAUACGAAGAGCCUCUAAAUCAUGUCCGGCAUCGGGCGCAAGCUCAAUGUUCCACAAGACAUGUAAAUUGGACAACUGGAUGCUCGACUGCCCAUGAAGCUGUAAAUAUACAGAAGAGGCAGCCGCAGAUUCCCAAUCAGAUCAUACAUCAGUCACAAAAACAGUCUUCUUGUUAUCCGAUAUCUACAGAGAUUGCUCAGGCAGAGGAUGCAGAUGGGGUGUUUCAUGUCCAGGAAAGGCAACAACAGCAUGUCAAUCAGGCAAAUCAUACAGAAGAGUUAUGCACUCAAGUUGUCAAUGAGAUUAUUCCAGGGGAGAGCAACAGAAGGAGAGUCAGGUGCGCAGCUCGCUCUGAUGUUACAGGUUCGGAAAAGAGGAAGGUGCAGGAAGAAAAUGAGGCUAUCAAGCAGGUACAAAGACAACAAUCUGAUUCAGUGAUUCAUAUGGAAUCAGAAAAUCCAGUCAUUCGUGUGGAGAAGGAACCAGCAAACUCUUUCGGUUGCAGAGCCCUCAAGCGGAAAAAGAAGGGUUUUACAGCUGCUUCAAAUUCAGGUCUUGAACUUAGGCGCAGCAAACGGUUGGCGAAAGAUUCACUUCCUUCCAUGGACCAAGAACCUGAUCAAAAUGAGUUUCUUGAGCUGCCGGCUUCUCCAGGUGGCCAAGCAUCAGAUGCAGUUAUAGACACUGAACCAAUACACCGGGGGAGUCUAGAGAGUCAAAAAGGGACUUUGACUAUCUACAUACCAGCAUCCAUCACAUAUAGUGAACCAACAGAAAGUGAUCCUGAUGAGCAGCCUGCUGGUUCUCCAGAUCAGAGUUUAUCUGAUUCUCCAGAAAUUGAUAGAAUCAUCAAAAAUGUAUGUCCUAGUCCAUCACCUAGGCAAGAUAUGCCUGAAACAAGCUCUAACAAGUUAGACAGCUUUCAUUUAACUACACCACCUUCCUGUUCAGACCUCUACAUGUGUGAUCCAGAGCAGUUUGCAUGUAAUUAUGUCCCCCCUGUGGUUAGAAACGCUCCUGCGAAGCUGAGAUCUAAUUCAUUGCUUGAGCAUACGAUAUCCCGGGCAAGCUCUAGCGAGGCAUGCCUGCAUGAUUUAACUGAUCCGGAAGGAGAUGACCGUUGGAUACCAACUAGCCAGAACAUUGGUACAAAAAUGGAGAGAGCAUCAUUGCUAUGUCCGGACAUUGAUAGUAAGCAUCGUGCUGCUCGAUUGGAGGAGAGUCCUGGCAGUGUUAAGCCCCUUGUCACGCGCACUCCUAAGGAAAAUUGGAUGAUACACCAUGCCUGGGUUCAGCGCGGGAUGGGCUUUUACCUUUCGCGCGACUAGUUGAGGCAACUCGUGCAGAAAUGGUAGAGGGCGAGCGACGGGGCUCCAACUCGACACGCCUACAAAUAGACCACUCGUUGCUGAGCUGCUUAGUGGACCGAUGGAGGCCCGAGACACAUACGUUUCACUUUCGCUGGGGAGAGAUGGCUCCUACUCUCCAAUAUGUGUCGUUGCUGCUGGGACUACCAUCGGCGGGUCAUCCCAUAGGACCGUUGCAAGCACCAGCAGAUUGGCAGGCGGGUAUGGCACUACGUUUUAAGGGUAUUCGUGCUGGAGUUGGGCCAUUCACCUCGGAGGCUCACGGACCUAAGCUAGAUUGGUUGCUCAAUUACCAGAUUCAGAAGUUUGGGUAUCCAAAGACCCAAAUGACCGAGUCUCAGAUCACUCGGAGUCUUGAGGCAUAUAUAAUGUGGCUUCUUGGGAAGGUGAUGUUCACCGAGAACCACGUCACCACCAUUAGCGCGCGCUACAUCCCUAUUGCAGUGGAGAUCGCGAAUGCAACUUGCGCUGACGACAUCACACAAAGGAGUUGGGGUUCUGCGGUCUUAGUGGCUACGUACCGAGGUAUGUGCAACGGCUGCCAGCUUGUAUCGCCCAAGUCAGCCCUGCUUGGAUGCCCUAUAUUGUUGCAACUUUGGUCGUGGGAGAGGUUUCCUAUCGGCUGACCAGACGUUACGGGUGAUCAGCCUUACCCUGAGCACGAGUUGUUUGACUCAGAACACAUCGACAUGCCUACUUUUGGUACAAUUUGGACACGUCGCAAGAGACGCUUUGCCCACGAUCAGGUCAAGAAUUGCUACCCAUCAUUCAACGAGCAGUUCGACGUGUUGCACUCUAAUGCGGUUAUCUGGGAGCCGUACACGUCGGAAGCCAUAGAUGUCAGAUACCUUGGUGGGAUGUCCAAUGCUUGCACGAGAGAUUUCUCUUACUGGAUGACAAAGUCAAAGAUCAUCUUCGACGUAUGUGUUGAGGAGAUGGCCCAGCAGAGAGUCAUGAGGCAGUUCGGUGCACGUCAGUUGGUCGAUCCGUCGCCGACGGAGGAUCUACUGCCACCGAUCAUCCACAGGUUUACCAGGAAGGGAAGUAACAGGACCACGACUCAGUGGCUUCAGAGGGUUCAGACGUACGUCAAAGAGUGGGAGACUGCGACGACACGAGUCUGGCCAUUGGAUGCCGCAUUUGAUCUCGGAAUAUUCAAUGACUAUUUGCAGAGGUACAUGCUCGUGACCUGAUUGCACCUCAUUCAGCACUCUCACCCGCAGGAGAUGCCCGAGCCGAGUACUAGGGAUAUGUACCCGAGCCAGUCUACUUCAGGCUCCAGACAGCACGCGGCUGAGUUGACGCAGGAUUUACAGGCCGAGUUCGCUGCGUAUGGACGUUCGCUUUCGACCGGACCUCUUCUACUACCACGGCAGCAGCACCAGUCAUGGCUAAGGCGAAUGGAGGAGAAGCUACGAUCUGUCUACGCGGCUAUCACGUGCACCCACACUUCGGACGUUGAUCGCCACCAGGCAUCCGUACGACCACCAUGUCCCUCCACGCACCAGCAGCAACCAUGGCAGUCGGAACCACCGCACCUCCGACAGCGCCCACGUCCACGUCUAGCAGAGCAGUCGACGCACAGGCCACCCUCCUGAGCAGGCCGGACGUUCGUCGUGGCAGCAGGAGCAGUCUUCUUUCGACUAUUGGCAGCAGCAGCAGUCAACUUUUCAGGAUGGAGGCUCGGCGUGGGAGCAGCCCAGGAACUUUGUGUUUUGUUCACAGAACCAGCCACACGAUAUGUAUAUUUCUAUCUAUUGUGUUCAUUAUUAAUUGAGCUACACAAUUAGUUAGUAA